Conger conger (European conger) is the source of this 3680-nucleotide messenger RNA. It is a transcript of the gene slitrk3a, whose product is annotated as SLIT and NTRK-like family, member 3a. NCBI's taxonomy places the organism in Eukaryota, Metazoa, Chordata, Actinopteri, Anguilliformes, Congridae. The coding region runs from base 241 to 2853 and encodes 870 amino acids. Gene Ontology annotation, cellular component: postsynaptic density membrane; GABA-ergic synapse. The transcript is spliced from 3 exons. Gene Ontology annotation, molecular function: protein binding. The record is from RefSeq and is a predicted model, not a curated record. Gene Ontology annotation, biological process: axonogenesis; regulation of presynapse assembly; positive regulation of synapse assembly.
GGGAGAAGGAGAGAUCCAACAUCUUUAAACUAGUGUUUUUCGGAUGCUCCUAAAUUCCACUGCAAAAAGAUCGUAUUAUUCAUUCCUUUGCAUGUCCGCUCUCAGGCAGACUGAAGCUAUCCGGGACCGCCCGUCUCUUCCUUCACCGGGGAGCAGGCGAUGUAAAGUUGGACCCCAUUGAAACCGAGUAGUGCUGUGAAGUGGCUUUCGGCCGUAACUUCAUCAGUUCUUGGAGGAAGGAUGCUGUGGGUUACUCUGUUAAGCACAAUAGCUUUAGGAUGGACUACACCAAUCCCUUUGCUGGAGGAGUCCGAGGAGAUAGACGAGCCUUGCUUUGACCCCUGCUACUGCGAGGUGAAAGAGAGCAUAUUCCACAUCCACUGCGACAGCAAAGGAUUUACAAACAUCAGCCAGAUUUCACAGUCAUGGUCUAGGCCCUUUAAACUCUACCUACAGAGAAACUCCAUGAGGAAGCUUUAUUUCAACAGCUUCUUGCACCUGAACAAUGCUGUGUCUAUAAAUUUGGGAAACAACGCGCUUCAGGACAUCCACGUCGGUGCAUUUAACGGCUUGAGUAUUUUGAAAAGGCUUUAUUUACACGAAAACAAACUGGAGGUGUUCAGAAACGACACUUUUUUGGGACUAGAAAGUCUUGAAUAUCUCCAGGCUGAUUACAAUGUCAUUAAACGAAUUGAAAGCGGGGCGUUCAGGAACCUAAACAAGUUAAGAGUACUUAUUUUGAAUGACAACUUGAUACCCGUGCUACCCAGUUUUUUAUUCAGGUCUGUGUCUUUAACGCAUCUUGACUUGCGUGGGAACCGGUUAAAAAUCCUUCCGUAUAAGGGUACGCUGGAAUAUAUCGGUCGGAGCUUGAUGGAGAUCCAGUUAGAGGAGAACCCAUGGAACUGUGUUUGCGACAUUGUACAGCUCAAGACAUGGCUUGAACGCAUACCUUACACCGCUCUGGUCGGCGAGAUCACCUGUGAGCAUCCUUUCCACUUCCAUGGCAAAGACCUGAGGGAAAUAAAGCGAAGUGAACUGUGUCCCUUGCUGUCUGACGCAGAGGUGGAGGCAAGUUUAGGCAUCCCUCGGUUGCCGUUCAAUAAUGAGAAUACGUGGCCCACAAAACCUUCGUCCAUGUUGUCUUCGUUCCACAACACUGCAUCUUCAGUUGAAUAUAAAGAGAAACAUACAAAACCAACCAAACGACCCAGGAUUCCCAAAAUGCCUCCGACUCCACGCAGUAUUUAUCCCGGGCCAAAUCAGCCCCCUAUCGCUGCUUACCAAACGAGACCCCCCAUUCCAAUUAUUUGCCCCACUGGAUGUAUGUGCAAUCUACACAUAAACGAUUUAGGAUUGACCGUCAACUGCAAAGAAAAGGGAUUUCGCAACAUAUCUGAGCUCCUACCAAGACCACUCAACGCAAAGAAACUUUACCUGAGUGGAAAUUUGAUACAGAAGAUUUACAGGUCAGAUUUCUGGAACUUUUCCAGUUUGGAUUUAUUGCAUUUGGGUAACAAUCGGAUAUCGUACGUACAAGAAGGGGCCUUUAUAAAUCUGCCUAAUCUAAAAAGCCUGUAUUUAAAUGGGAACGAUAUCGAGAGACUCACACCCGGCAUGUUUCGAGGGCUGCAGACGUUAAGUUACUUGUACUUUGAAUACAACGUGAUCAGAGAGAUUCAGCCGGCCGCCUUCAGUUUAAUGCCCAACCUGCAACUUGUGUUUCUCAACGACAACCUGCUGCGCACACUGCCCGUUGACGCGUUCGCAGGCACGUCUUUGGCCAGGCUUAAUCUGCGCAACAACUACUUCCUUUACCUGCCCGUCAGCGGCGUGCUGGAGCACCUCCACUCAAUCGUUCAGAUUGACCUGCACCAGAACCCCUGGGACUGCUCCUGUGACAUCAUCCCCCUCAAACAGUGGAUGGAGAAGCUGAGCUCAGUCAUUGUUGUCGGGGAAGUCAUCUGCAAAACCCCAGAGUUCGCAUUUGGGAAGGAUCUGCGCUUUCUGGAUUCUGAAGUCCUGUGUCCUGAGCUUAAAUUCUCCGCCCCCUCUCCUGCCAUCCCUGAUGACAUGACGUCUACAAGUAAUUAUGGCUUAGGAUACACUCCAACAAGGGGUGCUAUUCCUCUUUCGGUGCUUAUUCUAAGUCUCCUAAUUUUAUUCAUCUCUGCCGUCUUUGUGGCGGCUGGACUUUUUGCUUUUGUGUUGCGGAGACGUAAGAAACUGCCCUUCAGGAAGAGACAGGAGGUGGACCUGACCGGCAUUCAAAUGCAGUGCAGAAUAUUCGAGGACCGUCAGACGGCCUCGCCAGAGAAACCUCCCGGUCACGUAUACGACUACAUCCCUCAUCCAGUCACGCAAAUGUGCAACAAUCCUAUUUACAAACCGCGCGAGGGGGAAAUCGAAGAGCAGUUUGCCGAAACUAAAGAAAACAAUAGUAACUAUCGAACUCUGAUCGAGAAAGAGAAGGAAUGGACAAUGGCUGUGUCCAAUUCCCAACUCAACACCAUAGUUACUAUCAAUCAGUCGGGGGACAUAGCAGGCUUUCAUGAAAAUGGGGUGCUUUGUCCCACGGUAAUAGACAGCCAGAGACCCACUCCUACGGUGGGGUUUGUGGAUUGCCUUUACGGCACAGUUCCCAAACUAAAGGACAUGCACGUUGCACACGCACACCCCCCAGGAAUGCAAUACCCUGAUUUACAACAAGACGCCAGACUAAAAGAAACACUUCUUUUCACUGCGGGGAAAGGUUUCCCCGAUCAAACCCAAAGCGAAUACCUCGAGUUAAGGGCCAAACUCCAAACCAAGCCGGAUUACCUCGAAGUCCUGGAGAAAUCAUAUCGAUUCUAAAACAGAGAACAAAUACUCAUCUUUUCCAUAGCCCUAAACAAAGAAUAAGGGACACAAGCAGCAUGAUAAUAUAAGAUAUAUAAAAUGUUUUCCCCAAGUCGCUUUGGAGGAAAGGCCAUACUCAGAUAUUCAAUGAAGUGCCUUUUUCAGAGUAGCCAGCAAUGUUAACAAUCCUUAUUUUUAUAUGGAACUGAUUUGUUUGUGCAACGGAGGCUUCGGAAGUUCUUAAUUCUAAAUAUGAAGCCUUCGCGCAGUGAGGAGACAUCGCUUGUGCUCGGAUGUGGGAGAAACGGGAUGCCCUCGCGGCUGUCUCAUGCGGAAUUGCCCAAGGCCAGGCACAGUUUGUAGAUUAUUGCAGUUUGCUGCAUGCAUUCAACUGCAGGGGUGGGUAUCGCUCAAACUAUAACUCACGUAUAAUAGAGAUACUGCAACGCAUUACUGUUCAGUGUUCUAUUUAAUUUUAUAUAUUAUAAAGGACAACCGAGUUUCUGUCUCAAGGACGCACCUACGGAUCAACAUUUGUGAAUAUAUUAUGACGCUCAAGAUUUUAUGGAGUUCAACGCACUUUCUUAAAAAAAGCUUCUGGAUAUUAUCACUAACGGCUUUGUAGGACGCACUUUUAAUGUUUUCUCUCACAAAGAUUUGAAAAAAUGUGCAUAUAUUUAUUCUGUAAUUUCAGUGAAAAUUUAACUGUAAAGGUAAUGUUAAAUCAAUGUAUAGUGAUUAUGCGUCUGGUAUAGCCUUCAUAAUAAAAAAACCUAAAUCAAAUAAAAGGUGCUAAAAUAUACUAUUUUGUGACUGACACCGAACUACUGAUACGUCAAUAU